AUGCGUAUCUUGAAACGAUGCUACCACGACUAUAUUCGUGCGGCAGCUGCCGGAGGUAUUGCCCGCUAUCCUCUCACUAAGGUCAUCGGAGUCGCUAAUUCGCGUGGAACUAGAAGUCACCAGGAGGACUUCUAUUCCUUCGCAUCUUUGUCUCUGGACCCUCAAGAACUACAUUUGAGUGUUAAAAAGGCUCAUGGGAUUGACUGGGACCCUACGUCUGGUGGUGCUCUAGCGAGACAAGCUGCUUUUGUCGGCAUAUACGACGGGCAUGGAGGCUCCGCUGUAGCACAAUAUCUUCGACAGGAGUUGCAUGGCCUUGUCGAGUCCGUUGACAAAGCCAUGAUUCCAGAGCUCUUUGCCUGGAUUCACGAACUAGGAGGCUACUUCAAACGCUUCAGAGGCGGAGUACUCGCCCCAUGGGUCAAUAUUGCUGACGAUUCACCUUCCCUUGACCUUGAAACGCGUCUAACCCUUGCCUUUUUCGAUGUUGACCGCCAUCUCUCAGCGGAUGGCUCAGCGCAAAGCUGUGGUGCAACUGCCUCGGUCGCUAUUCUCCAUCCAUUGGACUCGCCGCCUGCACCAUUCUUCUCCUCACAGAAGCUGGCCUUGACGGUCGCCCAUUGCGGCGACACGCGGGUUUUGUUGUGUUCGACGGAUGGCGGCAAAGUGUUCCCUAUGACCGAAACCCACCAUGCCGACGCGAGAGUAGAGAGCAUAAGGCUGCGGAGGAUGAUGGGGAGUUCUUUGAUAACGGACUCGUUUGGCGAAUCACGGUGGAUGGGUGCACUAGCCAACACCAGAGGCCUGGGUGACUUGCGCUACAAAAAAUUUGGCGUAACCCCAGAACCUGAAGUUCGAACUAAAUUGUUGGAAGGGGAGGAGUGGGCUUACGCUAUUCUUGUGUCGGAUGGAAUUUCCUCGAUGCUCUCCGACGGUGAAGUCUGCGAUCUUGCUCGAGAUGCCCCCAACCCGAAAGCUGCUGCCGAAAAAAUUCUUUCUUUUGCCGAAGAGCUUGGAGGAGAAGACAAUGCGACCGUAUUAGUUGUGCCUUUAGCUGGCUGGGGCAAGAUUCGUGGUCCUGACUCAACAGAAGAUCUGCGAGCAUAUCGGCGCCAACAGGCAGUGGGUAGUGAGCGUCAACGACGAAUGUAA
Mycena indigotica is the source of this 1152-nucleotide messenger RNA. Its product is annotated as PPM-type phosphatase domain-containing protein. The transcript is spliced from 10 exons. Gene Ontology annotation, molecular function: cation binding; protein serine/threonine phosphatase activity. Gene Ontology annotation, biological process: protein dephosphorylation. NCBI's taxonomy places the organism in Eukaryota, Fungi, Basidiomycota, Agaricomycetes, Agaricales, Mycenaceae. The record is from RefSeq and is a predicted model, not a curated record. Bases 1 to 1152 code for a protein of 383 amino acids.